Arvicanthis niloticus (Nile rat) is the source of this 2492-nucleotide messenger RNA. Lineage: Eukaryota; Metazoa; Chordata; Mammalia; Rodentia; Muridae. The record is from RefSeq and is a predicted model, not a curated record.
UUCAAGAGAAACUUUGUUCCCUCAGCUCGAUGCAUCCUGUUCCUCAUCAUCUGGCUGAUAACUGGAGGAAGGCACCACUUUUGGUUCCUGCCAAACCUCACUGCUGACGUGGGCUUCAUUGACUCCUUCAGGCCCCUGUACACACAUGAGUACAAAGGACCAAAAGCAGACUUAAAGAAGGAUGAGAAAUCUGAAACCAGAAAGCAGCAGAAGUCCGACAGUGAGGAAAAGUCAGACAGUGAGAAAAAGGAGGAGGAAGAAGGGAAAGGAGCUGCAGGAGACCAUGGACCAGAAGGCUCGGGUGGAGAGCGCCACUCAGAUACAGACAGUGACAGGCGGGAAGAUGACCGCUCCCAACACAGUAGUGGGAAUGGGAAUGAUUUUGAAAUGAUCACAAAAGAGGAACUGGAACAGCAGACAGAUGGGGAUUGUGAUGAGGAAGAUGACGACAAAGAUGGAGAAAUGCCUAAAUCUGCACAUGAAAAAUCAUAAUCUGAUUAGUUUGGGGACUGAAUAAGUACAGCAGGUUGGGUUUUCUGUGUUGGCCGAUCAUCAUGAUGUACAGAUGGCAUUUGUAGCAUUCUUUAAAUCCAUUUUCUGAAAUGUAUUUGACAUUCAGUUGCAGUCAGCCUUUUGUUUUGUAGAACAUUGGUACUAUUAUUGGUACAGUCUAAAGCCAUUAAUAAGUUUUAUCCAUCUGAUAAUUUUACAGUAAGUAGGCCUCAUUUUGAUAGCUAUCAGAGGUACAUUGUCCACAAUGACACUUAGAUGAAGGGCAUUUUUGAUAGUUGUAUGGCUGUUAGACUCAUGGAAAUUGUAAAGAAACUGCAGCAUUUCAGAUCAUGCAUAAGUAUAUAGCCAGUUCGCAGUUUCUUUGGGAUGACAUGCUUAAACUCAUUGUUCUUGCUAGUUAUCCUCUUUUCGGGGGCUUUUAGGUUUUUUGUUUGUUUGUUUUUUGUUUUUUCAUAAAAUUAUACCAGAAAAUUCCUUUUUUAAGGUUUUUGAGUUAGCAGGGAUCAAGAGCAUUUUGUGGAAACAAACCAGCUAGUAACAGUGCAGCAACCCUUUUAAUUCAGCUACAGAUUCUCCUUUUCCAGCGUAGGAAAUCCCAACUGACUUGUACGUUCAAUCCAGAGAAAGGUGGUCAUCUCCAGCAGAAGUGAGGAGCUCUGACUGGACAGUGAGGCUCUUCCUUCCUCCCCAUCUCCUUGUUAUAACAUAAAAUGUAUUCUGUACAUAAUUUACAAAUAAAACAUUUUAUUUUAAUUGUUACUUAUUAUUUAGACAUUUCUCAACACUUAAAUUUGUAAAACGAAAACCAUGUAAGGUAUGUUUUGAGAGAGUUUCAGUGACCCACAGAACGUCUGAUCUUUCUACAGCAGCUUCAGUUGUGUGCCAACAUUCCAUGUAUUUUAAUAUGAGUAAAAGUUACUCUUAGUAAGAACAGACUUACAGUAGCUGUUUGUACGCCUUAAUGUUCAUCUUGACUUACUUUAAAUCUUUACAUUUAGAAAUGGGGACUGUGCUAUCAGAUGAGGAGGCACUGCUGUGAAAGACAAUUUGCUGUUCUAAAAUACCAAUUAAAAAUAAAGGAUAUAAAAGAAAACAUAGCAAACCAUUGGACUCUAAUUGCUUUAAACUAGUUGGGCCAUUUUGUUUUUUACACACCGUUGUUACAAAAGCAGUCCUUGGCACCACCUUUUACACCGAUAGUGAGCAUUAAAUGAUUUUUUCUUCGGUCACAGAGAGGUUUUGCUUUGUAGUUAGCAGGUGAUGGAAUAUGUGGGUCUUUAUUUUCCUUUAGGCUGUUUCUCAGUGUUUGACUAAAGAUGACCUUUAAUUAUGAGAAAACCCGUUGUAUAUUGACAGCUUAUAAAAUACAGCUUGAUUGAUAGUCUCCCUGUGUGGAUGGAAUUGUAGGUGCAGUCUUGUCCUCAAAGCACUGUGCAUUGAUUGCAGUGCCUGGGUAUUGUUCCUUCACAUUUGCAGAGCCCUGCCGCCUCGUGUCCACAAUGAGGAAGAGAAUGAUUACAGCUUGUGAACUUGUUAGUCACUGGUAGAUUAAUACCUAUUGGGGGUAUGAAAAUGGAACAGUUUUAUAACAACAGAAUUGCUUGCUUAACCUUUACUAGUAUAGUACCCAGGCACUCAAUAUUUAUCUGCAAUUUCUUUAUAACAUAUGUCCUGUGUCUAGUCUAAAAAGUGAAGACUGCUAGCUACAAAGUCUACUUACUGAUAUGUGUGAAUUUCUGCAGAAUGCUAGUAAACUUUUCAUAAAUAUUUGCUGAUCUUUGGGGAGGGUAUUCUUACUGUAGUUAGGUAUGAACUAGAAAUUUCAGCUUAAUUUCUAUUGUAUGGUUCAAGGUUGAACACUUUAAACAGGUUUAAAAAUCAAAAUGCUUCCUCUGUCGUCUUCAGAGUCUUUGUUGGCUAACUAACUAUCCUGGAGUUCGAGUAUGGAAAAUUGUUUACAACAGCCAAUAGAGUGGUGA